Molecule: messenger RNA, 8117 nt
Organism: Spirodela intermedia
Lineage: Eukaryota; Viridiplantae; Streptophyta; Magnoliopsida; Alismatales; Araceae
Source: the annotation of a GenBank genome assembly
AUGUGGAGGGAUACCGGAGUCUCCGCCGAUGAUUUCUACACCGUGCGGGCGGAAUGCGAGGACGUCCCCAAGACCCGGUUUAAGAUUAAGGUGGGAGGAUAAUUUUCCAGGCAUUUUUCCUGUCUUUUGGAAUUCUUCUGUAAGAUCGCUCUUCGUGAUUUUGAUAUCUGCUUCCGUGUUUAUCUUGAUUGCUGAACCUUUCUUGUCAUGGAACUCCCGAUAUCUGCUUCCGUUCUUCGCGAGGGGCAGGAGGGGGGUUCUUGGUACGUUUGGAAGAAGAAUAUAACCGUCCGUAUUUCUGUGAUUGAGAUAUGUUUUAAAUUUUUAUUUCUUCAUGCAAGGGGAAAAAUUCGAUCACUAAAAUCUAGUAUUAUUUUGAAUUAUCGAAAUGCAGUUUAUCAUCCGCUCAAACCGCCGCCUCGUGUGCUCACAUGAUCGCAUACUAUUUUAUAAACUAAUUUUUUUUCUUUGAUUACUUAUGCCAAUAAGAAUUAUGUCCUGGAAUUUGACCAUUUAUAUGCUUUUUGAGAAACAUUCGGACGUAUCGAUGGUACGUAGAUCGUUUAUAUUUAUCUGUAGACAUGUCAUGCAAACGUGUCCUUGUUGUUGACCCUCCCUGUACAUAGUAAGUUUCCACUGAGGUAAGGAAUUGCAUGUCUUAUGUGCCACUUUCUACUUGUAGCACUAAUAUUGUUCUGGUUUUUUAUUUAGGCUGGGAAAACUCUAAGUGCCCGGAGGUGGCAUGCUGCAUUUAGUCCCGAAGGAUACUUGGACAUUGGAAAGACACUCACUCGUAUACAACGAGGGGUGAGUGCAUUUUCUCUAUGAAUCUUCUAGUUUCAAUAUAAAUCAUCAACUAGUUGAAUAUUCAGUUCAUACCACGAAAUUUUUUAUGAAAAUUGCAAUCAUUCUUCGCUUAACUGUGUUGGGUCAUUUAUGAUUCAUUAUCAUUGAAGCUUAUGAUCCAGGGUAUAUACUUUGAGUGAUUUUCCUGUCUCCACAUGAAGUAUCCUAUGCUUUGCAAAAGCUAAGGGAAUGGGGAGCAUUUGGUCCUAAUAAGAAGCAGGCAGAAGCAUUUAGUCCAUGUAAUGAUUUCUGUGAAUGAACAUAGGGAGAUGCACAGUAGAUAUAUUGCAUUCUUUUUUUACCUAAGUUUGUUUUAAUAGCCCAGAAGAAGCAAUAGCUGAUUUUGGAUCCCUUGGCUCAUUAUUUUUUUUUCUUUGACUUCUUUAUUAUAUAUUUUUACGUAUGUCUUAGUGCAAUCGCUGAUGCCAAACACUGAUGAGAUUUUUUAUGGGCGAUGUUAAUUUUGCCAAGCAUAUAAUUAACGAAUAUUUUAAUGCUAAAAUCGUCCAAUUAGGGUAUUCAUCCGUUGAUAAGAGGGGAAGUUUGGGAGUUCUUGCUUGGUUGCUAUGAUCCUAUGAGCACCUUUGAUGAGAGAGAUCAACUAAGACAACAUAGGAGGUAAUCCUCUUUUUUCCCUAUCUAACUUUCUUAGAACAUUCUGAAACUGCUAUAUGUUGAUCUAUUUUGGUUGCAUCUUCUCUCUGAGUAAUUGCCAAAUAAUGUAGAGGGCUAGAUGUUAGAAGUUGAAUUCUGUUUAUGUUUUCUUCGUAUGGGUGAAUUUUAUGGCCUUGGUAAUUGCCACUUACUGAAACCAUUGACCAAAUUUGUCUAGGUGUUAAGAUACGAAUCAACUCAUGCCUGUCUACAUGGAUAUACACCCAUUUCUUUCUGUCUUCCUGUCUCCAGUGAAUCCUUGAAAUCUUUUCUCCUUCUUUAGUAAUAUGCUAACUGAUACAUCUGGAACGCACUCCGAUAAAUAAUAAUAUAUUCUCAAACUGUUUCGAGAAGCACUGUUUUUAGUUAGGUGCAAAAUACAAUGUUUCCCUCAUAUUCCUGCGUAUUUUCAGAUCUUACUGAUUAUUGUGCCCACCCUCACAUAUACAUGUUAAACCAUACUUUUUGCCUGAAUAUUCUGGUUUUUCUCAUGUCAGCCAAUAAGAGUCAGAAAAGAGACUAGAGCUCCUGAUUUGUGAUGGUCCUGGUUCACCUUUUCCCAUGUAGACAGCAAUAUGCCAGGUGGAAGGAAGAAUGCCGGGAUAUGGAUUCUGCUGUUGGAAGUGGACGCAUUAUCACGGCACCAAUAAUUACGGAGGAUGGUGUACCUAUUCAGGAUCCAAUAGUGCUCUUGGAAGCUAACACUAAAAACGGAGUUCCUGGAAUUCUGGGAUCUCAGAACACUGAAGAAGUUCAAGAGCUUCUGGUGGGUGAUAGAGAGAGUAAUUCAAGACUGGAAACCCCUAUUGGAAUUGGAAAGGAACCAAAAGUUAACGCUCCUUUGGACAAGAAAGUAAUACAGUGGAAACUUACCCUGCAUCAAAUUGGUAAGUAAUCAAGUCAUGAGAGAAUUCCUUUCCUGCUCGUUGCAUUUUUUUUUAAUAUGGAUGGCUUCAAGUUUUUGUUCUGGAUCCAUUAGAAACCCUCUUCAAAUGGUUCUUAUUCUCUUUUUUUUUCUUUUCUAUUGACUUGUCAAUGUUUAUGUAAAAAAUUAUUCUAUUAUUUUUAGCUUCUACAUUUGAAUUAGUGCGACUGCUUUUGAUUCUUGAUAUUUUCGGAGGUGGGCUGAGGUAUAAACAUGACUGAUUGUCAAUUUUCAUUUGUUCAUAAUCACCCAAUCAGCGUUUCCCUUUAUUGCCCUACUAACAGAUGUUACAUAAUUCAAAGAUAACUCGAGUUUCAGAUCUUGACUUUUAUGUUGUAAAAGUUGUGUUCAAUGAGUUUCAACCAUUAGUUCCAUGGAGCAACAAGGUUUGUUACUAAUCAAUGAUAAAUCUUUUAGGGCUUGAUGUGGUUCGGACUGACAGGACACUAGUAUUCUAUGAAAAGCAACAAAAUCUGUCAAAGCUGUGGGAUAUUCUUGCUGUUUACGCCUGGAUAGAUAAAGACGUUGGGUAUUGUCAAGGUAUGUUAUCACAUAUAAAUGUUCUAUGAGCUUCAACAACAUUAUCUUUCAGAUACAUGGUUGAAGUUUUAUCCUUAACUUCCACUCGUGCUGUUUGCUUGUGCUAUGGUUGUUCAAAUUGAAACAUAUUUCUUCAUUGAAAAUUAAAUAUUUUGAUAUAUCUCUUUCUGUCAUCUUCUACUGCAAGAAAUUAAGUAAUUGUUUGGAUUUGAACAGGAAUGAGUGAUCUUUGUUCCCCGAUGAUAGUGCUACUUGAUGAUGAAGCAGAUGCAUUUUGGUGCUUUGAGCGUCUGAUGCGCAGAUUGGUAGACAUCUUGACAACAUCCAUGCCACAGAGCUUGUUGAAAUUCUUUUGAUUUUUUUUGUCUACUUUCGUUUUUACAAGGAAUCUAAUAAUGAACCUGAUAUUAAAUUUAGGAUACUUUACAUCUUGAAUGCUGGUGUCUGUGAUGAUUGUUUUUUAUUUAAUGAAGUCAUUUGGUUAUAUUAUCAGCAUCACUGACACGAGCUGUUGCUUUACCUCUUUAUUUCACUUUAUUUCUCAGUAUGAAUGGCAUUCAUAUCACAAUUAAGUUUUUUGGUCCUUAUUUUGGAUCACUUUUACUUCGUGCUAAAAUAUUUGUGCCUUUUGUAUUAGGUUAAAUUUGCCACUUUUGAACAUGAAUUUUCUGUGAUCGUUUUCAGGUUUUAGUUUUUUCUUUUGGAAUGUUGUUGUCUUUUCUGGAGGGAAAAAUAAGACUUUGGAACCAUGAGCAAUUAUUUUAGCAUAAAUUUAUAGUUAGAAACAGUUAGAGGUCAAGUUCUGCUGUAUUGUUUUUACUCUGUAAAUUAUGGUUCAGAAAUGCGUAAUUUAUACACUUUGACUUUUUAAAUUUCCUCGCUUACCGGUUUCACUAGAUGUGCAAUGAUGUCAAACACCAUGGGCUAGGCAUCCUUUCACUAGAUCUAAAGACUAUUUUGUCCCAGAGAAGGCUUUCCCAUAGGAGCUGAAUAUUUUUAGUAUUUUGAUGAACCGAGAUAUGCAGCCUUGUCUGUAUUUCCUUGGCAAAAGGAAAACAAAGGAAAAAGAAGGCAAUGGCUUUUGUAUAAUUUCCUAUGACUUGUCCUUCACAGUUGUUAAAAUUCUGUGAUACAUAAUCUACGAUUUUUUGAUAAUUUUUUCUGUAAAUUUUGAAAUGAACUAUUAGUUUGUAUUCUUUAUUUCUUUUCUGGUUUCUUAUAAUGUUUAUUGUCAUUUGAAAAUUUAAAGCGCGGAAAUUUUAGAUGCACAGAGAGAUCUGUUGGGGUGGAGAACCAACUUCAGAGUCUAGCAUCGGUCACUCAAGUCAUUGAUCCAAAGCUUCAUCAACAUCUAGGUGGGUAGAUCUUGUGUUUAUGUACGUGAUAACAGGAUCUCCGAUUAAUUUUUCAUAUUCAUUUUAUUUUUUAUUUUAUAUAUGAAGAUACUGAUUUACUAUAAUUCUGUGCUGCAAGUAUAGUUUUAUUUACUAUAAUUAUAUUUCAUCAAGGAGGACAUUUUACUCUGUCAAGUUUUAUUUAUUCAGCCAAAACAUGGGCACACAUGAAGCUUGUCCUUGUAAGAUUUUUCACCCCUUAGUGACUGUGCCGCUACUGGAGGUGGCAAGAACAAGUAUAGUGUUGCAUGAUGGUGGCUCUUCUAUUUUCCUCUUUGAGAUGCCGUUUAUGUUUUUAGUUCAUGUAUUCUCUCAUGAUUUCACAACAUGAAAUUGACGGGAAAGCUUUAACUGAUACUAGGAUAGCAACUGUGAUAGUUGUAGAUGAUGAUAGACAGAUGCCAUAAAUCACAGAGGUUGUGGGUUGAGAUCGAUUUCCUUCAUUGAUGAGUUUUUAUGCCUUCAUUGAUGAGGAAAUGAAAAUUGGAGAAAAUGCAAACUUGUUCAUGUCUAAGUGAUGGACAAAUCGUCUCACCGAUUUUUUCAGCUACUCUCAAGAGCAAUAAAAAAGAGGAAGACAAUCCCUGAGAUGAGGAUUAGAUCCUUUUGGAAAGAUACUUGCCGGGUAUGUUCUUUGACAGAAGCUUAAUGGGUUGGGUGAAAAGCAUACGAUGAUUGAAGUAACUGAUAAUGAGGUAAUCCAAGUCAAAUUUCAUGGGUAUAAGUGAGUUUUUACAAUUGAGUUUUCAUGGGAAUAAACUGUCCAGACUUCCAUAUUAGGGAAAACUAAAGCUGGAGGUUCUUGAUGGUGCUUUAAUUUAAGUUGUGGAAAGAUACUUUUUGGAUUGGCAUUGGGAAUCCGUUGGGGAGAAGGAAUAAUACGAACUCUAUCUUUAAAUUGAUGGAGGCAUGUGAAACUUAGAUAUCACGUAGCUUCAUACAGAAGUGUAUGGUUAAAUAUAAAAAUAAAAGUGGACCAGGGAAGCAGGAGACUAUGUACUCCAUCCAUCAACAAUGUUAUGAUAAAUUCAAUGAGUCUAGAAAUUGAUGUUAUUGAAUUGGAAAAACAUUUUUCAAAUUUUCUAAAACUAAUGAAAUUUUCAGGCAGCUAUGCAAGUUAGAGAUGCUGAGAAUAUCAUUUUAUUGUUGCUUCUGAGGAUAGGUGUAGCCAACUGAUGAUAGAUUACGAGGAUAUUCACACGAAAUGUAUCUACCAGUUUUUUUUUUAACACAAUUAUGAUAGAAAUCUGCAAGACGCAAUGUAAUUUCGUCAUAUUUUACUCUUCUUUUGAAAGAAUCUUGCGUUGAUUCCAGAAAAUACCAUAGGUCUGUAAAUAUCCGAACAACCGUUAUCAAUGUUAGGGUCUCCUCUACAACACUGAUGAGGAAUGUGGUCCUAGAAAAUAUUACGAGAACCAGCCGAUGUCUGCAUUUGUGUAUGAUUUUUUAUGCUUGUGUGAGUUCUUACUUCUUAUUGAAAAUGUUUUUUUCUGUUAAAUAUGUAAAUUACUUAAUGCUAAAAAGAAUGGUCUCACCACCAUUGGAUUCUCCUUUCCCUUUAAUGGAAAUUACAAGGUACUUUCCUAGUCCAAAUAGAUGAUUUAACAGCAGAACACUUUGCUUAAAUGUGAGACUGUACAGUGUCAGUCAUUUUAAAUGCCUAAGAACUGCAGGGAAUCGUUCUCCAUUUUUAUUCUGCUUUCAUUUGAAAAUUUCUGGAUGCCCUAUAAAUUAGAUUUCCAAAAUAUUGCAUUUUAAUUAGAAAAAAGAAAAUGCGAUUAUGAGCUAGAACGAGAGAUGGAAUAUAUAUCUAUUGUGUAAACUUAGGAUACGACUAGCUGUACCUUUUCGUUCCUUAACAUUUUGACUUAAUUUGCAUGAGCUUUGAACUCUAUUGCCUGAUAAGGAAUGUAAUUGGAAUUAUCCUUAUCUACAGAGGCGCUUGGUGGAGGUGAUUAUCUCUUUGCUUUCCGAAUGCUAAUGGUACUCUUCCGUCGGGAGUUCUCCUUUGGAGAUUCUUUGUUCCUGUGGGAGGUAAUCAUCCUAUGGAGUGAAAAUAGAUUUUGCUGCUGCAUUUCUCUGUCGGUUGUUUUUAUUUGUGUCUUGGUAUGAUAAUGUAUUGUCAAGACUCAAUCUUUGACGCAGCUGCCUUCAAGACAAGCUUAGUCAUAUAUAUCACCGUAUUUUUUUCAUUGAAGAGGAUAUUUUCCUAGUUACUUGAAAAUCAUAGGCUUAUCUGAAUAUUUUCUCACAGAAAGAUUGAGAAGUGAUUCAAGUAAAUAAUGAAUUACCCAUCCAAAUCAUGUGGUUCGGACCUUCCAGAGGAUUUAAUCUAUGCUUCUCAGGGAAAUAUCAUAUAUAUGUUUGUGAACUAAGAGGUGCAGUUUUCGUUCUUCUGAGUUUAGUCCCUUGGUUAAGUGUUAGAAUAGAUUUUUUGCUGAAUCGUAAGUGUGAAGCUAUUGGAUGUUUUGAUUUUAUUUCCUUUUUCUGGCAAAUGGUUAAAUUUAUGCGCUUAUCCUUUGGGCUACUCUCAGUACUUGACUUCGAACUCGUGCAUCACCCAUCUUUCGAAAGAAAUCUAUUUCCAUGGAGGAUCUUGUCCACCUUAUAUAUGUGCAGAAAGUUAAACAAACUGAAAUUUUGCAAGCAUGAAAUUUGUUCAGUAAUUAUGGUAUUUUUGUCUUCCAUAAGCUGCAAUAAAUAACUUAGUGUAAUUCCCAUCAUCCCUAUGAAACACUAAAUUAUUUAUUACAACAGCUUAUGGCUCUAUUCAUUUUGUCCAUGUUAUAGUCGUAUAAUAGACGAAUUUUAGGAAUUUUCUCUCAAAUAAUUCAGAAAAAUUUGAAUAAUAUUGGUUCUCUGGAACAGAUGAUGUGGGCUCUGGAGUACGACCCCGACAUCUUUUCUAUGUACGAGGACCCGGAUCAUUCCAAUGAAAGGAACGAGGGAUCAAAGGCAAAAGUGAAAUCCAGUCGCCAGUUUGGGAAGUUUGAGAGGGAGAACAUGAGGAAUAAAUUAAAAACCCCUGAAUCUCCUCUUCCAAUCUCCGUAUUCCUGGUUGCCAGCGUCUUGAAGCACAAGAGUUCAAAGCUACUGCAUGAGGCAAGAGGAUUAGACGAUGUUAUCAAGGUGAGAAUUGCUGUCAGGAGUUCCAGAUCACCUAGAUAAUCUAUGGCUUUAGAUUCAUCCAAUAAAGGGCGGAGUAGGUUUAUACCACUGAAAGCUACUGUAUGUUUUAAUCACUGAAGCAUGUUAAAUCCGAUCAUUCUAGACAAUCCUUGUUAUAUUUCCUGGUUCAAAUAUUUCUAAAACCGGACUAUGCCCGGAUUUCAUGCUGCUGAAAAUCUAUCAGUCUCCUUACAUCCGUUAUUUCCGACUAUAGAUUUUGAAUGACAUGACUGGCAACUUGGAUGCAAAAAAAGCUUGCAGCGGGGCGAUGAAGCUUCACAAGAAAUAUCUAAAGAAGGUGAGUUACCCACCUUGUAAAAUAUCGGUUGAUGUUCUCAUUUGCUUAUUUAGUAUUCAUCUUAUCUUAUUUCGUCUAAAACAAUAGUCAUAUAUAGCUGAAAUAGAUCAUGAAGACGCGGUUGAAAUUACCUAAGAUUGACUCCCUAAGAACAGAGAGAGAGAAAAUUGCAGUACUUGUACAUAUUCAGUGAGUCUACCAAGUUGUGCAGAUUUCUUCAAGUUAGGGAAAAAUCAUCAAGUAUUGGUCAGAGUUCAGCCAUCUCCGCUGGAAAAAAGCAUCAUGCCUCUAG